AUGAUAGGCUCACCGGACGUGGUGGCUUUUACUAAAGAGGAUGAGAAUGGGGAGACAACACCUGAGCCCUGGGCACUACCUGAGGAAUUUUGCGUCCCCCUCUUCCCACAGGCAGAUUCCAAUCCAUGGGCCAAAACGUCUUACGCUAAGUUCACCAAAGACUUCAUCCUCAUAUCAGAGUUCUCAGAGCAGGUGGGUCCACAGCCACUCCUCACCAUCCCUGAUGACCCCAAGGUCUAUGGCACCUUCGAUCUCAAUUACUUCUCCCUGCGCAUCAUGUCUGUGGAUUACCAAGCAUCAUUUGUAGGUCAUCCACCCGGCGGUGGUUACCCAAGACUCAGCUUUGUGGAGGAUUCAAGGGUGGUGCUGGGAGACUCAAAGGAAGGGGCGUUUGCCUAUGUACAUCACCUAACGCUCUACGACCUGGAAGCCAGGGGCUUUGUGCGGCCGUUCUGCAUUGCAUAUGUCUCAGCAGAUGAGAGGAAGAUCAUGUUGCAGUUUCAGGAGCUGUCCCUCCGCUUCUCCCAGGCAUCCGAGUGCUUAAAGACAGGGAACAGACGAGCCUUCGCCAAGGAGCUACAAAAGAAGCUCCAGGACUUGGAGUACACCCGCUCUGUGCUACAGAGGGAAGAGGGGCUGCAGAGAGAGGCAGGUCCUCAGGGGAUCUACUCUGCCCAUGCUGUCGAGAAAGCUAAUGAGCUUGCAAAUGUGGAAAAGAGCAUCUAUGAACACAGGGACCUGCUGAAACAGAUCAGUUCUUAUCCCUGCCGACCGCGACGGGAUCCCCAUGCUGUUGCCUGCCAGAAAUGUAUGACUGAGUGUGUGAGUGAGUGUGAAGCCCUUGGGGUGGAGCCAGAGGGUCAGACUAGUGAGGAACAAGGUGAAGAGGAAAAUGAAGAGGAGGGUGUCAAACGCAGGCCGUCCUACACCCCACAGCUGAUCAAAGGAAAGUCUGCCAAAUGUUUUGAUAAGCGUCUUAAGACUCUCCAGGAGUUGUGUGAUGAGACAUUUUACGUAGCCACCGUGGAACUGAUGAAAGAGAUAGAGAGGAGUUUCCGGGGAGACCUGAGUUACCUGUACACACGUCGCCUAGACAGGGCACUUCGAAGAAAACAGCAGCUCACCAACAUCCUAUUUGAGGAAGACUUGGGGGAAGAUGAUAAGGAAGAAUGGGGAAUACCGAGACCAUUUUGUGCCGUAAACCACACUGUAGACAAUGAUACACUCACACAUCCACCUCCUAUCGUGCUUUGCCCUGACUCCUUAGAGCUGGAUGCCCUUGAUCCUCUGGAUCCUUUAGAUCCAGCCUCAGAGACAAGUCAUACCCAGGCGAGUGAACUUGGACUAGGAGAAAGCUGCCUGGAAUCCUCUCCUUCAGAACAGACCCUAGAAACACAAGAGAGCUCAGAGGAUACCAAAGGCAGCUUUAGCAGUGACAGGAGUGGGGUGGGCCUGGGAGAGGGUGAGGGUGAACAGAGCCUUGCCAGUAUAAAGUCAGAACCUCCUGACCCCGACCAUAACACUGACCCAGAGAGAGAGAGCACCAGCGAGGAGGUGGAGACCACUGCUGGUGAGGAUGAGGUUGAAGAUGGGGGUGACCAGACACCUGUUUCUUUGCUGGAAGGGGUGUCUGAGUUGGAGUCUAGCAAAGAGGAUGAGUGUGAGAGACAAGUGGAGAACAGAUGUGAUGGGGUAAAUGAGGAGCUGUUUGAGAUGGAGCCUGAGUCCUUAGUUCAGAUAGACACAGCAUGCUGUAUGGCUCAGGAAGGCUUUCUUUAUGAGCCCUCUGCCCCAGAUACAGUGUCUGAUAUGGGGCAUGGUUCCCAUCAACAGUCCCCUCACUCUCUGGUAGUCAACCAAGAGCCCCAGGCUCUCCUGCCACUUCAAGGGGACUAUGCUGUUGGCUCUUCCCAACCAGGGAGCCCAACAACAGGGUUGGACCUGCCAGUGGAGUCCCUUGGAGAUGCAGUUUCACGGUGCUCUGUGGAGGAUGGGUCUGACUGUACCAUGAGCACCUCCACAGGCUCUGACCGUGCUGCCUCACCUCUCGGAUAUGGAGGAUUGCUGACCCUGCGUCAAAGGAAGAAGGCAGGGCAGGGCGCUUUGAAAUUUGUACGUCAAUAUCCAUUUGCUUUGCAGGCCCUGUGGUGUCUGCUAAGUGGUAGGACCCUGGUGGUGCUUGGGACAGACGAGGGGAGGGUCCGCCGCUUGGUUUACGCUCUAGCCCUGUUUGUGCCUGGGCCCGGGAGAUGUGGAGAGAGAGUUCAACCUUGGUUGUCCUGUCCAUUUACCCUCACAGAUCUGCAGAGGUGGAAAUUAAUUGGAUUGCAAAGAAUGGCAUCUCCUGUGGGUUCCAGCAUGCUCAACUCCCUGUCCCGCUACAGCCGCUACAUCGCCAUCCUGGACACAGACCAGAAGACCCUGCGCUGCCCUCCAUACCGCGGCCACCUCCUUGCCAACAUAGCUGACCACCGCACCUACAUCCGCCGUGGCUCCACCUACUUCCUGCACGUACAGAGCACGCUCAGUAGCUUGGCUGCCAAGGCCUUCCUGUUUACCUUCACCCAUCACCUCCACCUGCCUAUUACUUCCAAGGAGGGGCCAGAGGGAGUCGAGGGCAGGCGUCGCAGUUUCUUGCAGGACCAGCUGGGGCUGGGGGAGGAAGACAGCCAGAUACUGCUCUACCUCAGCCAGCUUAUCACACAACAGUACUUAAAGCCUGCCACGGGGGAUAGCACUGCAGCCCCUGCUUUCAGUUUUAACUACACCACCAGCGUUUUAUACAAGAUCUAAUAUUGUAUUGACAGGUUAACUGCAGAGAAAUUGGGCUCGGUUUCCCAAAAGCAUUGUUGCCAAGACCAUCUUUGUCCAUUGGGUUUGAAUGGAUUCAAGGUGAUCUUGCUAAAUUCCAUUAUUUUAGUUUCAUUAUAAACACUGCUUACUUGUCUUAUUUGUAUAAUGACUCCCUGCCUUGCACUCUAUCUCUGGUCAUGCUCUUUUCCUCUCUCCUUUAUACACAGGAAAAAGACAGUGGAAUGAGAUGUGAAUGUAAAUGUGUGGUUUACCUACGUGUUUGGUCGAGAGCAUGUUCAGAAACACACACACA
Molecule: messenger RNA, 3106 nt
Organism: Lampris incognitus (smalleye Pacific opah)
Lineage: Eukaryota; Metazoa; Chordata; Actinopteri; Lampriformes; Lampridae
Gene: smcr8a
Product: Smith-Magenis syndrome chromosome region, candidate 8a
Exons: 4
Coding region: 1-2793 (930 amino acids)
Cellular component (GO): guanyl-nucleotide exchange factor complex
Molecular function (GO): GTPase activator activity
Source: RefSeq, a predicted model, not a curated record